Messenger RNA from Umbelopsis ramanniana AG, 717 nucleotides. RefSeq lists its product as uncharacterized. Lineage: Eukaryota; Fungi; Mucoromycota; Umbelopsidomycetes; Umbelopsidales; Umbelopsidaceae. The transcript has 2 exons. Bases 306 to 653 code for a protein of 115 amino acids. The record is from RefSeq and is a predicted model, not a curated record.
CUUUUGAUGUGUAUGAGAGGAAAAGCAAGGCAAUAAUCGACACAUUGGGGGGUAAAAACAAGAUAUUCUAAGGCAAUAAUGCGGGUGGGAUGUAAGAAAUGUCUACAAUAAGAGGGGUGGAGAGAACAGGAAAAUCUAAGUUUACUCUGGAAUGGUCUCGGGUAUACUUCCAGUUUUUGCGAGCCAUCGCUUUCGAUCAAUAACGAAAUUUUCCAGUGCGCUGGCGGCUACUUCACCACCGUCAUGGCCAACCCGACGUUCAGGUUCACAUCGUCCGGGCAAAGCGGCUGCUUUCUCUAUGUACGAUGCCCAUCGGCCUUCUUCAAAAUCUUCUCGUGAAUUUGGCAGGAAGUUUGGCGGCAUCAGAAGCACAACAGACAAUGCAGAUCCAGUUAGGAGGGAGUGGGUCCCCCCACCCUUCUUUGCCGAGAAUUUGUCCUCCAAACGAUAAAACCAGUACCUUGUGCGUAUCCCGUAUAUCUUUUGGAAUAUUUAGCCCCGCUAAGACCUCAUCUCUGGGUCGUCGGAAUUUUCGGAACACAAGCGGGACGUCAAGAAUACGACGCUCAGGGAUCAGUGGAUCGUACGAUCGAACAUUGGACACCGACACAGCCGGUAGUGAUAAUUUUCCAUUGACAACGCCUUUGCGAUGAGGAAAACUGCUUGUUACUGGUGUGAUGGGCACUAGGUCUUCCGAGUCGUCGAACGACGGAAUAC